Molecule: messenger RNA, 2389 nt
Organism: Petromyzon marinus (sea lamprey)
Lineage: Eukaryota; Metazoa; Chordata; Hyperoartia; Petromyzontiformes; Petromyzontidae
Gene: ENY2
Product: ENY2 transcription and export complex 2 subunit
Biological process (GO): mRNA export from nucleus; positive regulation of DNA-templated transcription
Cellular component (GO): SAGA complex; nuclear pore
Molecular function (GO): transcription coactivator activity
Source: RefSeq, a predicted model, not a curated record
UGACGUCACGAGCGUUAAUGACGUUCCUGGGUGAUUAUCGUGUCGGUAUUGGCCGCCCGAUCCGAUUCGGGCGCACGUGAAACGCGUUUCGCAAUUGAAGCCUGCGCGCUCCUCGGCCACCGUUCCCGUCAUGGCCGAUUUCUCAGAUCGCAAGUUGGGCAAAGAUGCUCAGAUGAGGGCAGCCAUAAAUCAAAAGCUCAUAGAGACUGGAGAAAGGGAACGUUUGAAGGAGCUUCUGAAAACGAGGCUGAUGGAGUGUGGCUGGAAAGAUCAGUUGCGGGCUCACUGCAAAGAUGUCAUUCGAGACAAGGGACUUGAACAUGUGACAGUGGAGGACUUAAUUUCAGAAAUCACACCAAAAGGCCGAGCGUUGGUGCCAGACAAUGUCAAGAAGGAGCUGCUGCAGAGGAUUCGCGCUUUCUUGGCUCAAAAUACUAACUUUUAGAGUCUUGUCAACAAUUCCGUACCACAACAUGUUGAGUAGAGCGUUGCAUCGCAUAAAGUAUUGCUCAUGCCUCCAUUCCGUUGUGCAGUUCGCACCCCGUGUGUCCACGUGACGUUUUUACGUAGUCGUUUUUUGUAAGCAAUAAAAGUACCGUUAGCAAAGCCAAAAUGUAAAAAAAAUUCAUGAUUUUCACGAACUCGUGCUCAAGGCACUCCAACUUUGCGUUUUAAGCUUCAUAAUUUGGUUGUGGCAUUUAAUUUGUUGUUGAAGAUUUGUAGCAGCAGUUAAGAUAAUUUGCAUGCGAAUUAACAGUUUGAGUCUAAUGUUUAAUAAUUAUGUCAUGCAAGUAAACGCAGGACAUUUAAGGCUUUUCUGUAUAAUCUGUGCAUUGGUCUCAUCAAAACAAUCUCCAGUGCUGCUCUGAUGAUUCCAAGAUUGAAAGCCUUCCCGUGAUGGUGCUUUACAAUAAUCAAUAUCACUGAAAUAGGUGAUGAAAUCCAAAGGUUCCCCAAGCAGUGAACUGAAGAGCCUGUAAAUCUAUUCAGCUCUGCUAUAAUGCAUGUUCUGGAACUAAGUGGUCUUUGUUGGAUUUGAGCAUUUUCAGUUGUACUGUAUGUGGUUUGUGUUGGUGCAAUUAGGCUGGACAGGCAGAUCACCUAUGUCGGUUCUUCAAACAAUAAAUUCUGACUGGCUGUAACAAGUUUGGCAUAUGCUGGCGGGUCACGUGACUCCGUAUGUCACGUAUACUUAUGUCACGUCAUAACUCAUACAUUUGGUCACUCUACCUCCUGUCUCCGGGUCUUUCAUCUGUCUUUUGGUUGUCUUGCGUUCAUCUCCAGCUCAAUAAUAUUCAUCGCUUGUCUGCACUUCUCCCAUCUCUAUUUCUUGUUAAUCUUUCUUUCAUCUCUCUUAUCUGUUUCACUUUUGUGUAAUGCGAGUCAUAUCUUUCAUUGGGUCCAUUGCUCACCAUGCCACUCUCUCCCAAUGCCUGGUUUUUUUCCACCGUACAAUCGAGGUGCGCCGGAACUAUUUCGAACCUGCGCGCGCACAGCUGAGGAGGUGACAGGUUGCGUUUCCACUGCAUAAGUCAAGCCGUGCCAUUGCCGUCAAACGCAUUGAGCGAAACGUGAGGCAUGUCGAAGUGGCGUGUCCUUACAGUGCACCGACUGACUGAUGUCGUGUGCCAAAUGAACGGCAUCAUCCCCACCCCUGCCCUUGCUUUGGCCCCGAGCUAGAAUCGGUUAUCUUGUGAGGUCAGCGUGUUGUGGUUUGAUUUCAGCCUGACACGGAAAAUCCAUUCGAAAGCCACCUGUACCUCGAGGGCUCCACGCCUGCUUGGCUCGGAUGUGCCACUGAAAAAGGGUUCAAGAGCCUUUGCGAACCACCUCUGGUCUGCUGGCCAUCCAGUUGAAGAACCAUGACCAAUCUGAUUCGUGAGUUGAUUAUUGUAGGCAAUGAGGAAGUCUGUUUCUAAUCUAUGUUCAGUUUUGUGCGUGCUAUUUUAACUGUGGCUUUUGUACAAAUUAUAUGGUUUCACUGAUGACAAAAAUAAUUGUUCAACGUUCCAAGCAGGAAUCACCUGGACAUCUUAAAACAAACCCAUGAAAUUUUACAAAAUAAAAAUAAUUUCUAAUUGGUGAAUUAGUAAAGUGCUUGGAUGGAUUACCAUGCAUACCACCGAUAUAAAACAUGCAAAACAAGGUGAUCUAGGCCAUUACGAAACUACUCUGCUCACUUGACCAUGCCCCCCCUCCCUUCAAUCCGUACUGAUCAGCGUGGCGAAGUAUGGUCAACCCCCACGACUCGCAUGGGGAGGCCCUCAUCCAGCAUUGGUUUGACAAAAGGGAAAUAUUUACACAUUAAUAACGUGACUACAGGUGUGGAUUGUACUUGUUUGUGCUCGUCUUUAAAUAUUUACCAUCAAAUUUGAAAGAUUUAACGUCU